AUGGUGACUUUCCGGGGGGAAGGGCCGGCGCCGCGCGCCUGCGUGUGCCGGACCCGCCCGCCCCCCGCCGAGGCCGUGCCCGACGCGCGGCGGCGCCGGCUGCCAGCGCUCGCGGCGCCGCCGGUGCGGAGGAAGGCGCGCGCCCCGGCCCCCGCCGCGCCCGGCGCCCCGCGGCGGCAAAUGGUGGGGCCGGACGAUGCCGGAGCUCCGGGCGGCGCAGCCGUGCUUCCCGCGGGCCGGCAGGAGGCGGCGGCGGAGGAGGCGGCGGAGGAGGAGGAGGAGGACGGGGAGCGGGAUGGGAGCCGGGGCUCGAGCCGGCGGGGCGGAGGGCCGGGGCAGGAGCGGCUGCUGCAGCGAUACCUGGCGGCGCUCGGUCCCGCCGCGGCCGCGGGUGGGAAGCGCUGCCCGGAGAAGCCCGCGAACGGGGCCGCCUGCGCCGUGGGCCCCUGCGGGAGGAUGACCAACGGGGACGUCGGUUUCCUGCUGCCGCCGCAGGAGCCGCCGCCGCCCCCCCGGGCAGGACGGGAUGAGCCGGGGCCGGAGGAGGAGGAAGCGAAACUGCAGAACGGGGGCUUCCUCCCCUGCCCGCCCGGCCCGGCGGGCGGCGGCCCCGCGGGAACCGCCUUGGAGGAGCCGCUGCGGAGCUGCCGGCUGCGGGGCGAGGCGGAGCGGCGCGGGGAGGCGCCCGCGGCGCUACCCCCGGCGCCCCUCGGCUUCACGGACGUGAACCUGAACUCCCGCAACACGUACGAGGUGAGCCGCCGCCGCAGCGCCCCGGAGCACCUGUCCCACGGAGGAGGGACGGCGCCUGCAGCCCCGGCACCGCCGCCGCAGGAGCCGCCGGAGAGGGCCCGGCACCGGCUGGGCAUCGCCGGCGCCGGCAGCAGCUUUGCCGAGUUCUUCACCAGAAACUUUUUCACUAAAAGGACAAAGGAACUCAAACCUGCUGUCCAAAGCGCUCCUGGUUGGAAGUUGUUUGGAAAAGUCCCACCUAGGGAAAACCUUCCGAAAGAUUCCAAAAUUAUUCAGCAGGAUGACAGUUCUGGCAGUCUUGCGUCAAUAUCUGCUCUCAGUCUGUUAAACACAGGGGAAUAUGAAGCACGGACAGGAAGAAUGUAUAAACCUCCACCCCCAUCGGCAAGACGUAAAAAUAUUGAAUUUGAACCACUUUCAACUACUGCUUUGAUUCUGGAGGAUCGACCAGCAAAUCUUCCUGCCAAAUCAGUGGAGGAGGCUUUACGUCACCGACAAGAAUAUGAUGAGAUGGUAGCAGAGGCAAAAAAACGAGAAAUUAAAGAAGCACAUAAAAGGAAAAAAAUAAUGAGAGAGCGUUUCAAGCAAGAAGAGAAUAUCGCUAGUGCUAUGGUGAUUUGGGUCAAUGAAAUACUACCUAACUGGGAAGGCAUGCGUGCUACUCGAAGAGUUCGAGAGCUGUGGUGGCAGGGAUUACCCCCAAGUGUACGUGGGAAGGUUUGGAGUCUAGCUGUGGGAAACGAAUUAAAUAUCACUCCUGAACUUUAUGAAAUCUUCUUGUCGAGAGCUAAGGAACGAUGGAAAAGCUUCAGUGAGACAACUGCUGAGAAUGACACAGAAGAUGCAGGAGCAUCUGUUGCUGAUCGUGAGGCCAGUCUGGAGCUAAUUAAGUUGGAUAUAUCACGCACAUUUCCAUCCCUGUAUAUUUUCCAGAAGGGUGGUCCUUAUCAUGAUCUCCUGCACAGUGUUUUAGGAGCAUAUACAUGUUACAGACCAGAUGUGGGAUAUGUACAAGGGAUGUCCUUCAUUGCUGCUGUGCUCAUUCUCAAUCUGGAAGAGGCAGAUGCUUUCAUUGCCUUUGCUAACCUUCUAAACAAGCCAUGCCAGCUGGCCUUUUUCCGUGUGGAUCACAGCAUGAUGCUGAAAUACUUUGCAGCCUUUGAAGUAUUUUUUGAAGAAAAUCUUCCCAAAUUGUUUCUUCAUUUCAAAUCAUACAGUCUUACUCCAGACAUAUAUUUGAUAGACUGGAUUUUUACACUCUACAGCAAGUCAUUACCACUUGAUCUGGCCUGUCGUGUCUGGGACGUUUUCUGCAGAGAUGGAGAAGAAUUUUUGUUUAGGACAGGAUUAGGAAUCCUUCGGUUAUAUGAAGAUAUUCUCCUACAGAUGGAUUUUAUUCAUAUAGCACAGUUUCUAACAAAACUUCCAGAAGAUAUUACAUCAGAAAAGCUUUUUAGUUGUAUUGCAGCUAUUCAGAUGCAGAAUAGUAACAAGAAAUGGGCACAGGUGUUUGCCUCACUGAUGAAGGACAACAAAGAAGGAGACAAGAACCACAGCCCAGCACCGAAAAACUAAUCCUUGUAACUAAUCCUUGAAGUCAAUUGAAAAUGUGGAAAACCACUUGAAGACUAAAAGCUUUCACAUCACUUCUAUGUGGAAAAAACACUAUAGAAAAUGUGAAAAUGAGAUGGAAAAAUGACAUAGCUCUCAGCGGAGUAAUGAACUGAUGAAAUCUUCACCCUUUUGCCAGUAUUAGUUUUUGUCGUGGGAAGAUUUGUUUUCACACAGAAUACUAAAACCUAUAAAACUGAGAAUUGAGGAGUGUUCAUAUUUAAUACUUUAAAAGAAUCAGCUCAAUGCAAUAAACAUUUGUAAUAACUUCUGUUGGUACUUAAAAAAAAAUUUUGAGGCAUAACUUUUUUUACAAAUACCGCAAAGGCACUUUUUUGGGGGGAUGAGGGAAAUUCUAAAUCUUAAAGCCCCAAAACUGCUAUCCAAACCAAAUGUUUUGGUACAAACAUUACCUCCAAAAUUACCAAGUUGAAAGUAUUAAGGACCAAAUAAGGUGGUUUGGUAUGUUUAUGUGCAAGAUGGUUAAAAUUUGGGAAAGGGUAUUGUCUUAUUGUGGUUGUGUUUUGUUUUCUUUGGUUUUUUUUAAGUUGCAGCUUCAUUCUUCAGUCUGGGCAAAUGUACUUAACUCAGGAACUGUAGAAGUAUUGUGCCCAAACCUAUAGAAAAAAUAAUAUAAAUUUUAAACAGUGAUAAGAACAGGGCUGCUAUUUUCACUGUACAGCUUUCAAAGUGAGUGGUGUUAAGCAUUUGUUUUGGUGUAUUGGUUGUGGAGUAAAUGGAGUGGGUAUUCUGUGAAAGGGUUUUGCCACCAGAAGUUUUAUUUUGUUGAGCCAUUUCCAACUAACAAAUAAUUGUAUGUAAUGGUGAACACUAGAUAAUGACAAAGCUAUCUGCGGACUUGGUGUUAUCAAAGAAGCACCAACUUUUAACGCUUGGGAAUAAUGCAGACACAGAUUUGUUUCUGAAACUAUCUUUUAUUAGUGUGCAAUAUUGAAGUCCAAAAGGUUUAGUGAUACUGAAUUCUUUAAUUCUGUAACAUCUUUUAACUGGUCAUAUUGUAUGUGUCAUGGCAGUUACUUUCAAACAUUUCCUGUUCUCAAAGAUGCUGUACAACAACCUGUGGUUGUAGGGGACAGAAAUUUAAUAUGGAUAGCACUGCAGGUAAGGAACACUUGCACUCUCUUCAUCCAUUUUUGCUAAUAUUUAAUGUAAAUAAAUUCCUUACAUGUGGGUUUUUUAACUGGUCCCUCUGGAAAUCAAGUCAAAAUUAUCAUUAUGUAUUUUUAAGUGCAGGAGGCUUCCAGUUGUCUGGUGUUUAAAAGCAGAGUCUGCAUAAUCGGGGUAAAGAUUUAGUGUGGUGUAACUUACAUUGCUUUCUGGUUUAAAAACUACGUAUAUGCUACUCAUAACAUUACGAUUUGAAAUGUAAAUGUCAGAUUUUUCUUAACUUAUGUAUUCACUACUUUAAUUGGAUCCAAUUUGUCUUAUAUUUUUGUGUUAUCUUGUACAGUUUUCUUACUUUUCAACUACAAAUCUGUAUAUAACUGUAAAUAGAAGGAUCAAGCCUUCCUUUAAGACCACUAGUACCAACUCCUGUGUAAAUAAAACUUAUAGCAGA
Molecule: messenger RNA, 3943 nt
Organism: Lepidothrix coronata (blue-crowned manakin)
Lineage: Eukaryota; Metazoa; Chordata; Aves; Passeriformes; Pipridae
Gene: TBC1D12
Product: TBC1 domain family member 12
Source: RefSeq, a predicted model, not a curated record